GCUGGUUUUGGUAUGGAAGAACAGAAGUUACUGCAAGACAGUAACUAGGCGGGAAAUUCAAGUGCAGGGUGGCUGGCAAGCACCUCGCAAAUCACCUCAGAGCCACAGCAAUGUCUAGAGGGACAAAGCCCGAUGUGACUGAGAACUGCCCAGUCUUGCGCCCACCGCAGCAGGGGAGACAGCAGGGCUGUCGAAGGACCCAGGCACGACAGGAAGACUCUGACGAGGAAGGGCACAAGCGCCGGGCCAAGAAAAACGCAGGGGACCCCGAUAUUGUGAAGUCCCCCAGCGACCACAAAGAAUACAGGUACAUAAAAUUAAGCAAUGGCCUGAACGCUCUGCUGAUUUCUGACUUAUAUAUGGAUGACUGCAAUUCUUCUGAGGCAUCAGAAGAGGAAGACAUGUCCUCUGAUACGGACGAUGGGAAAGACAGCAGCUUUGAGGACGAGAAGGAUGGGAAUGUGGAAGAAUUUGGAGAAGUACCUGGAGGAAGAGAGGCCUCUAUUGAAGGUUAUGCUGGAGUUCUAAGUGGUCUUGGUAGAAAAAGUAAACAAAAAGAGCGUCGUGGAAGCAGAAUCAAAGACGAGAACGAUGACUAUGAAAUUUAUGAACAGCUAGUCAAGAAAGAAGAGGAAAAUAAGAUGGACAGCACAGAAAAGCAGUCUGCAGCUGCCCUUGCUGUUGGUGUUGGCAGUUUCUGUGACCCUGAUGAUUUACCUGGACUAGCUCAUUUUUUGGAGCACAUGGUGUUUAUGGGUAGCCAGAAAUACCCAGAUGAGAAUGGGUUCGAUACAUUCUUAAAGAAGCACGGAGGCUCAGACAAUGCUUCGACAGACACAGAGCGAACAGUCUUCCAUUUUGAUAUCCAGAAAAAAUAUUUUAGGGAAGCCCUCGACAGAUGGGCACAAUUUUUCAUCCAGCCACUGAUGAUUAAGGAUGCAAUUGCGGAAGUUGAAGCUGUAGAUAGUGAAUAUCAAAUAGCCAGGCCCUCUGAUGCUAACAGAAGAGAAUUGCUCCUUGGAAGCCUUGCAAAACAAGGACAUCCUAUGAGAAAAUUCUUUUGGGGUAAUGCGGAGACACUUAAACAUUCGCCGAAAAAGAACAGAAUUAACACCUAUCAGAGGCUUAGGGAUUUCAGGACGCGUCACUACUCAGCCCACUAUAUGAAUCUAGUUGUCCAAUCUAGAGAAACUCUGGACACUUUGGAGAAAUGGGUGACGGAAAUCUUCUCACAGAUCCCAAAUAAUGGAUUACCCAAACCAACUUUUGGUCAUCUGCCACAGCCGUUUGACACACCUGCAUUUUACAAGCUUUACAAAGUUGUUCCAGUGAAAGAAAUACAUUCUCUGAGCAUCUCUUGGAGUCUUCCCCCACAAGAAAAGAAUUAUCGGACUAAGCCUCUUCAUUACCUCUCCUGGCUGGUGGGACAUGAAGGCAAUGGCAGUGUGCUCUCGCUUCUGAGGAAAAAAUUUUGGGCUCUUGCAUUAUUUGGAGGAAAUGGUGAGACAGGAUUUGAACAAAACUCUACUUACUCCAUCUUCAGCAUCUCUGUGACUUUGACUGAUGAAGGUUUUGAACAUUUUUAUGAGGUUAUUCAUAUUAUAUUCCAGUACUUGAAGAUGUUGAGAAAGCAUGGACCUGUAGAAAGAAUAUGGAAAGACAUCCAGAAGAUUGAAGGCAAUGAAUUUUGCUUUCAGGAACAGGUUGAUCCACUUGAAUUUGUAGAAAAUAUUUCUGAAUAUAUGCACAUAUUUCGAAAGGAGGACUUUCUGAUAGGAGACCAGCUACUGAUUGAAUAUAAUGCUGAAGUCAUUGCUGAUGCCCUUAACCAUCUCAUCCCUCAAAAGGCAAACUUCGUUUUCUUUUCUCCUUACCAUGAGGGAAAAUGUCCCUUGAAGGAGAAAUGGUUUGGGACACAAUACAGCGCAACAGAAAUCGAUGCAUACUGGAGCACAUUGUGGGACACGGAUUUCAUGCUGCAUCCAGAUUUACACCUACCGGAAGAAAAUCAAUUUAUAGCUACAGAUUUCACUGUGAAGAAAUCAACUGAGCACAAAACAGAAUAUCCACACAAAAUAUUGGAUACCAAACAAGGUUGUCUGUGGUACAAGAAAGACAAUAAAUUUAGUGUCCCGAAAGCAUUUAUCUGUUUUUAUCUGGUGACUCCAGUGAUACAACAGUCUGCAUUAAAUAUGGUGCUUUUUGAUACUUUUGUAAGCACACUUUCCCACAACCUUGCUGAGUCAGCGUAUCAAGCAGAUGUUGCUCAGAUGGAAUACAAAAUCAUAGCCAAAGAACAUGGUCUGGUCAUUCGAGUGAAAGGCUUUAACCAUAAACUACCUUUGCUCUUUCAACUGAUCAUUGAUCACUUGUCUAACCUCAGUGUCUCGCCUUCAGCUUUCCAGAUGAUAAUUGAACAGCUAAAAAAGACAUAUUUUAACAAUCUCCUCAAAACAGAUUCGCUGGCAAAAGAUCUCCGACUCUCGAUUCUGGAGCAUGGCAGGUGGUCUUUAGUAGAAAAAUAUCAAACUAUUAGUAGUGGCGUUACCAUAGAAGAUCUACAAGCAUUUGUGACAGCUUUCAAAUCAAAACUGUGGGUAGAGGGACUUGUCCAAGGAAACUUUCUGAGCAAUGAAGCAAAGGACUUUAUGAAUUAUAUUGCUGGAAAAUUACAGUUUGUUCCUCUCAUACACCCAUGCCCUAUUCAGUUCCGGGUGAUAGAACUGCCAAACACUCACAUUCUGUGUAAAGUGAAAUCCCUUCAUGCAGGCGAUCCAAACUCUGAUGUGACUGUCUACUACCAGACGGGUGCAAAGAAUUUAAAAGAAUACUCCCUCACAGAACUGCUUGUGAUGCAUAUGGAGGAGCCAUGCUUUGACUUCUUGCGAACAAAGAAUACCCUGGGCUACCAUGUCUACCCUUCCACAAGAAAUACAUCUGGGAUCCUGGGUUUCUCUGUUACCGUAACAACACAGGCAACCAAAUAUAACACUGAAUUUGUUGAUAAAAAAAUAGAAGAGUUCUUUGUGCACUUUGAAGAAAAACUCCGGAAAUUAACUGAAGACGAAUUCUCUGCUCAGGUCUCAGCUCUCAUAAAGCUUAAGCAAACUGACGAUGCCCAUCUUGGGGAAGAGGUGGACAGGAACUGGAACGAAGUGCUUACUCAGCAGUACGUGUUUGACAGACUUGCCCGAGAGAUUGUAGCCCUGAAGAGCUUUAGAAAAUCCCAUUUGCUUGACUGGUUCCUAGGAUUCAGGGGCAAGAACAAACGAGUGCUGAGCACCCACGUGGUUGGCUAUGGCAAACAGGAAGGGAACACGGAUUUCUCACGCACCUACAGCGUUCAGGGGACUUUCUUUGGCAAAACAGCUGAACUAACAUUCCUCCCCUCCUCUCCCCUGCUGAAUCUCCCUUCUGUUAUGGACAUACGGGCCUUCACCUCAACGCUUAACGUUCUUCCUUACCACAAGAUACUAAAAUAA
Podarcis muralis (Common wall lizard) is the source of this 3482-nucleotide messenger RNA. RefSeq names its product nardilysin-like. Gene Ontology annotation, molecular function: metalloendopeptidase activity; metal ion binding. The record is from RefSeq and is a predicted model, not a curated record. Gene Ontology annotation, biological process: proteolysis. Lineage: Eukaryota; Metazoa; Chordata; Lepidosauria; Squamata; Lacertidae.